AUGUAUGGUGUCGAUUAUCAGGAGGCUUUCUCACCUGUAGCCAAGUUGAAUACAGUUAGUGUAUUAUUGUCUCUUGCAGCAAAUCUUGAUUGGCCUUUGCAUCAAUUUGAUGUAAAAAACGCUUUUCUCAAUGGUGAUAUCGAAGAAAAUGUUUAUAUGGAUGUUCCUCCAGGUUAUACAGCAUCUUCAAAGAAUGAAGUGCAUCAGUUGGGAAAGGUAACUGCUUUAAUAGUCUAUGUAGAUGACAUGAUUAUUACAGGAGAUAAUGAAGAAGAAAUUUCUCUGCUUCAAAAGCAAUUAGCAACUGAAUUCGAGAUGAAAAAUCUGGGAGGACUCAAGUAUUUCUUGGGAAUUGAAGUUGUCAGGUCUAAGCAAGGUAUAUUUCUCUCCCAACGGAAAUAUAUAUUAGACUUGCUAACCGAAGUAGGGAUGUUGGAAUGUAAACCUGCAGACACCCCCAUGGUUCAGAAUCACAAGCUUGGAGAAUACCCAGACCAAGUACCAACAGAUAAAGGAAGAUAUCAAAGGUUAGUUGGUAAACUCAUUUAUCUCUCCCAUACUCGUCCAGAUAUUGCAUACGCUGUAAGUGUUGUAAGUCAAUUUAUGCAUAAUCCAAGUAAGAGUCAUAUGGAAGCAGUGAUUCGAAUACUUCGAUACUUGAAGUCAUCCCCGGGAAAGGGACUUAUGUUCUCAAAACAUAACAGUCAGUCGAUGGUUUAUGGAUACACGGAUGCGGAUUGGGCAGGUAAUAUCACUGACAGAAAGUCCACCUCAGGAUAUUUUACAUUUGUUGGGGGAAAUCUUGUAACCUGGAGAAGCAAGAAACAAAAAGUGAUAGCUUUGUCAAGUGCUGAAGCUGAGUUUAGGGGAAUGGCUAAGGGUCUUUGUGAACUCCUUUGGCUAAGAAAGCUACUCACUGAAAUCGGGUUUGCCCCCACUUCCGAGAUGGAUCUCUUAUGUGACAAUAAAGCUGCAAUUGCCAUUUCUCACAAUCUUAUUCAACAUGAUUGUACUAAACAUGUGGAGGUAGAUCGACAUCUCAUCAAAGAGAAUCUUGAAGUAAAAAUAAUUAGGUUUCCGUUUGUGAAAUUCGAAGAUCAGUUGGCGGACAUCCUUACAAAAGUUGUAUCUAGCAAGGACUUCUACAACUCACUUGACAAGUUGGGCAUGCGAGACCUCUAUGCAUCAACUUGAGGGGGAGUGUUGGCGUGAGCUGUAAACAACCAAUAGAGUUGUUGGCGUGAGCUAAACAACCAAGAGAGAUUUUAGCAUUAUAAACAACCAAGAGAGUUGUUGGCGUGAGCUAAACAACCAAGAGAAAUUUUAGGCAUUUGAAAUUUGUAACAUCCCAUAGCAUGAGUGUAGGAGACGGAAUUGUAUA
Messenger RNA from Magnolia sinica, 1381 nucleotides. RefSeq lists its product as uncharacterized. The record is from RefSeq and is a predicted model, not a curated record. Bases 1 to 1194 code for a protein of 397 amino acids. The transcript is spliced from 2 exons. Lineage: Eukaryota; Viridiplantae; Streptophyta; Magnoliopsida; Magnoliales; Magnoliaceae.